AUGUGGUUCAAAUCAAGGAAACGUGUGGCCGUGCCUCAACCGGUCGGCCGCCUCGAGAAGUCGAAAUACAACAAAGUCAAGAAGUCGGGUACCGCUCGAAUUUUGUGGUCCUCUCUCUACUGUUCGUUCGGGCGAGGCGACCUGAAAGCCGCGUCUAAAGAUGGUUCCUUUUACUCUCGGCCCUCUACAAAACUGGUUGCGGUGAGUAAAUCCCCUGUCAAGACGCGGGAUCUCACGGCGGAGGCCAAUCGGGUCCCAUCCGGUUGUGUUAACCGUGUACUCCCAGCCAUUCCACAACUACAGACGAAAGAUUGCUUCCCCCCGAAUGGAGUGUCUCCUCUUCCCGAGGUAUACUUCAUGCGGAGGGCCUUCAAAAGACAAGCUCCAGGAGGAGACCUUUAUCCAGAAUUUUUGGACCUGAUGGAGCCCAAGAACAAGCUCGCUCGUCUGAGU
Messenger RNA from Dibothriocephalus latus, 453 nucleotides. Lineage: Eukaryota; Metazoa; Platyhelminthes; Cestoda; Diphyllobothriidea; Diphyllobothriidae. The record is from the annotation of a GenBank genome assembly.